UAGUCCUUACCGGCUGACGAUGCCGAGGUCAUACUGGAUGGAGUCGGAGGCGAAUCAUGAAUCUCUUUCUCUGAUAGUCUCCCGUGCUCGAGGAUUGUCGUUCCUUCGCCCGGAGAAGGCGUGGAGACCCAUCGUCACGAUUGAUUUCGACCAGCAUCCGCAGUACGAGAUCUGCCUUGGAUGUAAUGGGGAGAACCCCAACCAGAAGGCAUACCUCCCUUUGAAACCGACGAAGUUGGAUUCGAAGCUGGAGGUCCGAGUUUGGCACAAACCGCCGAGCAAGAAGAAGCGGAAAACGGUCCUCGUCGCGUCCACGUCGGUCACUCUGAAGGAGUUAGUGAAUCGGCAGCAUCCCAGGAAAGGGCUCGAUGUCCGCCUCAGCUCGUGCCGUUCGGGGACAAAUGUUCCGAGAAAAGGUCAACACCCCACAAGUGCAUCCAUAACAUUGAAGCUUCUGCUACCGUCCACCUCCCAUAUAUCAACGGCUCAGUCGACAACGGAGGAUACGACGCUGUGCGAGGAAUCAGAUGGGUUUGAUGGUGGCUUUUCAGACAAAAUUGAUUGUACCGAUGCCUCAGUUGAACCCGCGGACGAUUGCAGCCAAACAGAUCACGGAUAUUCUGAAACUCACGCGGAGCCGGAAGCACAAAUUCGUCGACGUCGAAGGAAGCCUCGAGGUUACAAAAUCUUCACCUCUGACGAAUCGUGCUUGGAUACCGACGGCGAGAGCUCCAUGGGCAUCCAGGAAGGCAAUGACCUCCCUGGCUACGAUGAGGACGAAGCGACCGAAUCUGACCUCCUGGAAGAGAAGGCAUUACAUCCACCGCCGUACAGUGUCGUGUCGUUCAUCGCAGCUCGUAUACUACCUCAAUACUCCACGGAUCAGUUCAGCGUCCAAUCUUCUGCUUCAUUUGCGGACUCGAUCGCCUCUAGUUCACUCUCCCUUGCGCAGUCGACAGUGUCAUCCUUCUCUUUCUACACGGAGCUUCGCGGUACGGAGCUUACAAGUCCGGAAGCAGAUGAAGCUGUGGAACGUGUGCUCGGGCGUCUGCGGACCGAGUGGUCUGCAUCCGGAAUGUUUCUUAUCGCACUUGCGACCCUGGCCGUGACCGUUUUCGGGUUCUCUCCAGAUUCAAUAUCCCCAAUGGACUCGUUCUCCAAGCGUGCGGUCGCCGCAGCGAGCGUUUCAUCGGGCGUGGGGCUGUGCAUAGAUGCCCUCUACAUCGUACGAUACCAUGGUGUCGAUGCGGAGCGCUUCCGGCAACUGGCCCUAGACUCGUACGGCACUUAUUUCUUCUUCUGCCUGACGAGCCGCGUGCCUGCGCUAUGCUUGAUCAUCUCAGCAAGCUCAUUGAUGUUCUUCCUCGUAUGCGUGGCAUACGAGAUGUGGUCCAGCGCAACGCUGACCAUGUUGUUCUUCUUCGGCCUGGUGAUGGGACUGAACUACAUCGUGUGGAUCGUCCAUCAAUCUUUCAAGGUCCUGGUCCGAGCGCCAGGUUACAUCAAACGCCAAUGCGUACGGCUCGCUGGUUUUUUCACUACCCGACGGAGCGCCGCACCACUGGUAGCAGAACCCGGACCUAUGGCCGCACACGAACGCCCGGCAAUGCCUACCAAGCCCGCGCAGGCUAGGACAGCCUAGCUGCAACGCAAAUGCCAUGGACGACCCCGGCCGGAGAUUAAACGCAUCGUCAGCACACCGCCACCCGGUGCAGGUUACCCCAGCUCAUUCAGCUCGAUCCUCUCCCGAGUUUCGGGGGCUGCAGUAAAAGGGGCGCUCCAUCCAUAGAGCAUCAGUGAUGCAUAUCUCCGCGACUCAUGCCCGCACAACCACCGUAAUUUGCGUUAAGUUGGGAAACCCUGCGGAACGUGGCAAUGAUAUACACGAUAUAUAUCUGGGAACUCAAGCUCCCUUAUCAUCGUCGCUCUCGACUUAUUCUCGAUCGGUCAUGUCAUCAUACAAGUUGCCUCCGCUGCACUUCAUCCCAUCGCCGAUUUCUUGCGCGCGAUAUCGUUGGAAAACUUGG
Messenger RNA from Punctularia strigosozonata HHB-11173 SS5, 2027 nucleotides. RefSeq lists its product as uncharacterized. The transcript has 7 exons. The record is from RefSeq and is a predicted model, not a curated record. Bases 20 to 1642 code for a protein of 540 amino acids. Lineage: Eukaryota; Fungi; Basidiomycota; Agaricomycetes; Corticiales; Punctulariaceae.